CGGAAGCGAGCGGCGGGAUGGCGGCGGCCCCGGCGCUGGCGCUGCUGGCGCUGCUGGCGCUGGCGGGGCCGGGGCGGGCGCGGCGGGACGCGCUGCGGGAGGAGCUGCUGCUGAGCCCGCUGCCCGCCGGAGAGCUGGCCGCCACCUUCCAGUUCCGCACGCGGUGGGACGCCGACCUGCCGCGGGGCGCGGUCUCUCACUACAGGCUCUUCCCGAAGGCGCUGGGGCGGCUGGUGUCGGCGCUGGGGGUGCGGGAGCUUCACCUCGCCCUCACGCAGGGCUUCUGGCGCACCCAGGCCUGGGGGCAGCCCCCCCUGCAGGCCCCCGCCGGCGCGGAGCUCUGGGUCUGGUUCCAGCCCAGCGUCACCGAUGUGGACAAAGCCUGGAAAGAACUGAGUAACAUCCUCUCGGGAAUAUUCUGUGCUUCUCUCAACUUCAUUGACUCAACCAACACAGUCACUCCCACGGCAUCCUUCAAGCCCCUGGGCUUAGCCAACGGGACAGAUCAUCACCUCCUGCGAUACGCUGUCCUGCCCCGGGAGGUUGUCUGCACAGAGAACCUCACUCCUUGGAAGAAGCUGCUCCCAUGUGGCUCAAAGGCUGGGCUGGCUGUGCUGCUGAAGGCUGAGCGCUUGUUCCACAGCAGCUACCACUCACAGGCCGUGCACAUCCGCCCCAUCUGCAGGGAUGCCUCCUGCCUGGCUGUGUCCUGGGAGCUCAGACAGACCCUCACUGUGGUCUUCGACACCUUUUCCAGCGGCCAAGGAAAGAAAGACUGGUCCCUCUUUAAGAUGUUCUCUCGCACGCUCACGGACGCGUGUCCCCUGGCAUCGCAGAGCAAAGUCUACGUUGACAUCUCCCCUGAGAACAAGGAGAAGGAGUUGCUGGAAGUGACACCCGCUCCAGCAUCUGUGCUGGAAGCUGUUGUCCAGGGAGACAGGAGAACCUAUGCUGUCUAUGACCUGCUGAGCCCCUCCCUCUUCAACACAUCUCGCAGCCUCAACGUGCAGCUGAAGUGGAAGCGGCCCCAGGACAGCUCCGAACUGCCGAUCCCUGUGCUCCAUGCUCAGCGCUACGUGAGCGGGUACGGGCUGCAGACUGGAGAGAUCAGCACCCUCAUCUACAACACCCACCCCUACCGGGCCUUCCCCGUGGUCCUGCUGGAGACUGUGCCCUGGUAUCUGCGGCUCUAUGUGCACACCCUGACUAUCAUCACCAAGGGGAAGGAAAACAAGCCAAGUUACAUCCACUACCAACCAGCCCAAGACCGGAGACGGCCUCACCUCUUGGAAAUGCUGAUCCAGCUGCCAGCCAACUCGGUGACCAAGAUCACAAUCCAGUUUGAGAGGGCCUUGCUGAAGUGGACAGAGUACCCACCCGAUCCCAAUCACGGCUUUUACGUCAGUUCAUCAGUGCUUAGUGCCCUGGUGCCCAGUGUCACCGCCAUGAAGGACGUGGAUGUGGAGCAGAGCCCUCUCUUCACCUCGCUGUUUCCUUCCUCGGAUGGCUCCAGCUACUUUGUGCGCCUGUACACGGAGCCGCUGUUGGUGAACUUGCCGACGCCAGACUUCAGCAUGCCCUACAAUGUCAUCUGCCUGACCUGCACCGUGGUGGCAGUCUGCUAUGGCUCCUUCUACAACCUCCUCACCAGAACCUUUCACGUGGAAGAGCCGAGCCGGGGCGGGCUGGCCAAGCGACUGGCCAACGUCAUCCGCAAAUUCCGGGGGGUGCCUCCCCUCUGAGAAACCAGGGCAGCAGCUCAGCUGAGCUCCCUGGGUCUCCCCAGGGAGCCCCGUGGCCAACGCUGCUGCUUGUCUCUGCUGGAAGCAGCCUGCUCCAUUUUGCUGCCUGGAUCUCAUUGGGAUCCAACAAGCUGAGAGAUCGCUUCCAUCGUUGGGAUGGGACGUGGCUCUGAGCUCCCUGACUACUGAACUGCACUGCUCUGGGACUGGGAAAGGUGUAAGAUGCCUGUUUGGGAAAGGAGGAACGAUGCUGGGAGUAAACUUGAGCUGGUUUGUA
This is a messenger RNA of Apus apus (common swift), 2019 nucleotides long. It is a transcript of the gene PIGT, whose product is annotated as phosphatidylinositol glycan anchor biosynthesis class T. The transcript is spliced from 12 exons. NCBI's taxonomy places the organism in Eukaryota, Metazoa, Chordata, Aves, Apodiformes, Apodidae. Gene Ontology annotation, cellular component: GPI-anchor transamidase complex. Gene Ontology annotation, biological process: attachment of GPI anchor to protein. The record is from RefSeq and is a predicted model, not a curated record. The coding region runs from base 18 to 1742 and encodes 574 amino acids.